Cydia splendana is the source of this 916-nucleotide messenger RNA. RefSeq lists its product as uncharacterized. Bases 1 to 468 code for a protein of 155 amino acids. The record is from RefSeq and is a predicted model, not a curated record. Lineage: Eukaryota; Metazoa; Arthropoda; Insecta; Lepidoptera; Tortricidae. The transcript has 4 exons.
AUGAGCGAGCGAGAGGCUAUAGAGAUGGUGGCGGCGGCCGACGGUCCUCUCGGACUUUGGAAGUAUAUCUAUAAUUUUGUAAUGGAAAAAAAAUUAACAGAAAACUUCAAUCUGUCCGAGCGUCAGUUCCUUACGAGUCUUGUGUAUGAGGCGACGGACUACGCGGCACAGCGGGACUUCACCGCGUACAAGUUGGCGUUACUCAUCACGCUCUACCUCGACGCGCACAAGUACUUCAAGUGGUCCUACUGGCUGUCUCCGCGUGAGCUGUGGGCGUACUUCAUGGAGAACUUGAUACGACACGUCGUUGAGGACUCCCCCGAAAGUGUUGAAGCGUUCCAGCCUGUAGAGAGCUACGACAUCCUCACACACUUCCACACCGCGUACGUGAGCAACCUGCCGCUCGUGCACAUAGCCACCUUCGGCGCCACUCGCCUGCGGCUCAACUGGCCCUUCAAACCCACUUAGUAGCGAUGGCGUAGGGUAGGCAAGAGGGCAAAAUGCCACCGGCCCCAAUGGGGUUGGCCGGUCGAAGUACUAUAUAGAUGGGGCCAGCAUAGGUUUUUACCUGUCAAUCCUACGAAUAGUGUAAACUUCUUGUUUUUUUAUUGUUGCUAACCCUAUUUUAAUUACACAAACUGGUCUACCGCGAUAUUAUUUCAUUGUUUUUACCUUAAAUUCCGACGUUUCAGCUGAGUUGCACCACCUGUGGUCACGGAAAGACUAACGUCCCAGCAAAUAUCAACGGCGAUAUUAAUAUAAUACGUUAAGUGGUAUUGGUAGUGGUACCCGAAAUUAGUUUAUAAAAACUAACGUUGUCAACGUUAACGUCGGAAUUUAAGGUAAAAACAAUGAAAUUAUAUUGCCGAUUGUGUAAUUAAAUAUGUGUACAAAACGCGAGAGUUUAAAGUGUUAU